AUGUGCAGCGGGUGCCGCGGCUGGAACUGGGACUGGCGAGCCCGGUGCAUGGUCUGCCGGUCGGCAGCGCCGCCGUGGGCCAAGGGCAGCGGGCAGGCCAUGCGCGCGGCGCCGGCGGCCCCUCAGCCCAAGGCCGACGUCGAUGGCUGGGUGGAGCAACCGCGGGGGCGCCGAGCCCGCCAGGCGCUCGGGGCAGCCAGGGCGCCGUCCCAGGCAUCGGGGGCCAGCAGUCGCAGCAAGGCCAGCGCUGGGACAGGCGCAGGGAAGGGCAGCCCGCCUCCGUCCAGCAGCGGGCCCUCGCAGGUCGAGCGGCUCCAGGCGGCCGUCGAGCAGCUGGAGGCCCUCCACGCGGCACCGCCAGAGGGCGUGGCCAGCUGCUUCACCGAGGCGGUGGCCAGCCAGCUCGAGGUCAAGCGCGGCGAGCUGGAGCAGGCCUACCAGGCAGCGGCCGAGGUCAAGUCAGCAGCGCUGCCGAGGGCGGCACGCAUGCGCGAGGAGGCCUGGGCAGCAAGGCGAGCCGAGAGGAAGCUCAACGCCGCCCGCAGGGCCGUGGAGGAGAAGCGCGAGGCCCGGGACGCAGCGGAGGACCACCUCCAGCACGCGCAGGAGAAGCUCGCGAUCCUCGACAACGAGCUGGAGGUGGCCAUCCGCGACCUCAGAGUCCUUAAGGACGAGGCGCGCGACGCCGAGGGGCUCCUCACCCAGCUCGACGGCCUCCACUUGGCCUGGCAGAGCAACAGCUUCGAAACGACGCGGGCGGCGGCCCGCACGCAGAUGGCGGCGGUCCGCGAGCAGCUGGCGGGGCCCCGGCAGGACGAGCCGCGGCGCAAGCAGCCGUGGGCCGCGAGCUGCCCCAUGGAGGACCACGGACGCGAGAACGAGGACGAGCCCAGCGAGCCGAAGCGCAUCGGGGCGUGGGCACCCAGGCCGGGCCCAGAGCGCGGCCAGGCCGAGCGCCAGGGCGAUGCGAAAGGCAGCUGGCCCCACGCCAACGCCAGCCUCACCAAGAAGCUAGCGGCCGAGGCUGCGGAGGAUCGCCCUCUCGUGUUAGGCGACGGCGAAGCUGGUUGGGCCCACGGCUUUGACGCGGCCGUCGCCCUGUCCAGCGGCCGCGGUGCUGUCGGCCUCAACCUGGACACCACCAAAUUCUAUGAGAACCCGCGGCACGGUGCGGAGCUGGUGGAGAGCUUCAGGGCCGCGGAACAAGUCGGCUGCGAGAACCCUGGCAUGCCCGCGCGCAUCGACAACAGCUUCGCGGUCUCCUUCGGCAAGAACCGCCCCGACGCCGUGGGCCGCGCGGCCAACCUCAAGGCGAAGCUACGCGCGGAGGGCCCCGUGAUCAUCAGCCAAUGCCACACGGUCGCCGCGGCGGUCCGCGAGCGGGCGCGUGGGAAGGGCCAGGCCCAGGUGCUGGAGUCGAGCAUCGCGGCCAAGGAUCAAGCGCCUGGCGCGGCCGUCGACGUCGCGGAGAUGAACGAGCUGGAUCCAAAGCGGCUGCAAUGGAUGCUGAACGAUGAGCCGCCAAGUCCCGAGGAGGCGUGGGACUCCAGCAAGCCCUGGGCGGAGCUCUCCUGA
This is a messenger RNA of Prorocentrum cordatum, 1575 nucleotides long. Lineage: Eukaryota; Dinophyceae; Prorocentrales; Prorocentraceae. The record is from the annotation of a GenBank genome assembly.